This is a messenger RNA of Ricinus communis (castor bean), 1679 nucleotides long. Its product is annotated as 26S proteasome regulatory subunit 4 homolog B. Gene Ontology annotation, cellular component: proteasome regulatory particle, base subcomplex. NCBI's taxonomy places the organism in Eukaryota, Viridiplantae, Streptophyta, Magnoliopsida, Malpighiales, Euphorbiaceae. The record is from RefSeq and is a predicted model, not a curated record. Gene Ontology annotation, biological process: proteasome-mediated ubiquitin-dependent protein catabolic process. Gene Ontology annotation, molecular function: ATP hydrolysis activity; proteasome-activating activity; ATP binding. The transcript has 6 exons. Bases 104 to 1435 code for a protein of 443 amino acids.
ACCGAGCCAAUGCCCAAAGACACAGUAAAGCAUCAACAUAAAGAGAACAUUUCAAAAAUCAAAUCCUUCCUCUUAAUUCUCUCACUCUCUGCGUGUGUUCACAAUGGGUCAAGGUCCAUCGGGAAUGAACCGGCCACCAGGCGACAGAAAGAACGAUUCCGACAACAAAAAGGACAAAAAAUACGAACCAGCAGCACCACCAUCACGCGUAGGCCGAAAGCAGCGCAAACAAAAAGGUCCGGAGGCGGCCGCGCGGCUCCCAACAGUAACACCACUAACUAAAUGCAAACUUCGGCUCUUAAAACUGGAGCGCAUUAAAGACUAUCUGUUAAUGGAGGAGGAGUUUGUAGCCAAUCAAGAAAGGCUUAAACCACAGGAGGAAAAGAAUGAAGAGGACAGAUCUAAGGUCGAUGAUUUGAGAGGCUCGCCUAUGAGUGUUGGCAAUUUGGAAGAGCUGAUUGAUGAGAAUCAUGCCAUCGUUUCUUCUUCGGUGGGACCCGAGUAUUAUGUUGGGAUUUUGUCUUUUGUUGAUAAGGAUCAACUUGAACCUGGAUGUGCUAUUCUUAUGCAUAAUAAGGUCCUUUCUGUUGUUGGGCUUCUUCAGGAUGAAGUUGAUCCUAUGGUUUCUGUGAUGAAGGUUGAGAAAGCUCCUCUGGAAUCUUAUGCCGACAUUGGUGGGUUGGAUGCCCAAAUACAGGAAAUUAAAGAAGCAGUGGAACUUCCGCUUACUCAUCCUGAAUUGUAUGAAGAUAUUGGUAUUAAACCCCCUAAAGGAGUGAUACUCUAUGGGGAGCCUGGAACAGGGAAAACAUUGCUUGCUAAGGCAGUGGCAAACUCUACAUCAGCAACUUUCUUGCGUGUAGUAGGAAGUGAAUUGAUUCAGAAAUACUUGGGAGAUGGCCCAAAAUUAGUCAGGGAACUCUUUAGAGUUGCUGAUGAUCUUUCACCAUCAAUUGUUUUCAUCGAUGAAAUUGAUGCAGUUGGUACAAAGAGGUAUGAUGCACAUUCAGGUGGUGAACGUGAGAUCCAAAGAACUAUGUUAGAGUUGCUGAAUCAACUAGAUGGUUUUGAUUCAAGAGGAGAUGUAAAAGUAAUCCUUGCAACAAACAGAAUUGAAAGUCUUGAUCCGGCCUUGUUGCGCCCCGGACGAAUAGACAGAAAGAUUGAAUUUCCCCUUCCAGAUAUCAAAACCAGGAGGCGCAUUUUCCAGAUACAUACAUCAAGAAUGACAUUGGCAGAUGAUGUUAACUUAGAAGAAUUCGUAAUGACUAAGGAUGAAUUUUCUGGGGCUGAUAUCAAAGCUAUAUGUACAGAGGCUGGCCUGCUUGCUCUAAGAGAGCGGCGCAUGAAGGUAACCCAUGCAGAUUUUAAGAAAGCGAAGGAGAAAGUUAUGUUCAAGAAGAAAGAAGGGGUGCCGGAAGGACUCUAUAUGUGAGGCAAUCCUUCCAUGAGGCUAGACGAUCUUAUAUUUUGUUCUCUUUUAGCAUUCCCUUCAUACUCUACAAUUUGCUUUAUUAUGGGUGAUUAUGCUUCAUCUGUUAACAUUCUGAUAUCAUCCUUUUGGGCUACCUUUUGUUUUAUUUUGACUUUGUAAUUUGAAAAUCCUUCUCAUUGUUGAAGUUUGCUAUGUGCCAUACAACCGCACAUGAGGAAAGCAACUUAUUGUGAUGUUCUUUUUA